This is a messenger RNA of Corythoichthys intestinalis (scribbled pipefish), 742 nucleotides long. RefSeq names its product PYD and CARD domain containing (gene pycard). The record is from RefSeq and is a predicted model, not a curated record. Gene Ontology annotation, biological process: inflammatory response; regulation of apoptotic process; innate immune response. Lineage: Eukaryota; Metazoa; Chordata; Actinopteri; Syngnathiformes; Syngnathidae. The coding region runs from base 21 to 623 and encodes 200 amino acids. The transcript is spliced from 4 exons.
CUCGACUCCCCUGCUGAGAGAUGGGCACCAAAAAGGCAGCGAUCGCUGCUACACUGGCAAACUUGUCCAAAGCGGACUUCGAGUCGUUUUGUUUUCAUCUAAUAGACUCCCGCCGGGUUCCGCGCAUCAAGGUUGAAAAUAAGAGCUACUUGGAGGUUACCAAUGUAAUUGUGUCUUGCUUCACCGAGAACGAAGCUCCUGCCUUCACCUCCAACAUUCUGAGGAACAUGGGUUGCAGCGAUGAGGCCAAUGAUCUCGAUUCUCGGAUUGCCGCAAUAUCCGCGAAUGCGCCUACUGGAGCAAUGGGAGCGGCACCGGGCCAAGCUGCAGUUGCCUCAACAAGCUCUGCAUGUCCAACAGGGAAGCACUUUGUGGACGAGCACAAACUGCAGCUGAUUGAGCGCGUGACCAACAUCAACCCCAUUCUCCUCGGGCUGCAAGACGAGAAUGUCAUCCAGGGUGAGGUGUAUGAAGACAUCAGCUACCACACGCCAGGCAACCAGAACAAGAUGAGGAAGAUCUACGAUCUGGCUCUCAAGUCGGGCACCGAUGCUAAAGACGUCUUCUUUAAACUCCUCCAGAAGCACGAGCCGUACCUUGUGAAAGACCUCCAGAAGAAAUGAAAGGCUGGACGGCAUCCUCGUAAUUCCCCUUUUCGGCUAAUUUACCUCGUGCCACCCCUAAAAUUUGGCCAUCUGAUUGAACGUCUAUUGCUGUCAAUGAGGUUUUUUUUUUUUUUUUU